AUGGCGGCUAAGUACGGCCUAAUGCUACAUCAGAUGGACGUCAAGACAGCGUUUCUUAACGGCUCCCUCAACGAAGACAUCUACAUGGACCAGCCGGACGGAUACCUGGAUGCAACACAGCCGGACUAUGUGUGCAAGCUAAAGAGAUCACUCUACGGCUUGAAGCAAUCGCGUCGCAUGUGGAACCAAACAAUCGAUGGGUUCAUGAUCAAGAUGGGAUUCAAGAAGUGCGAAUCGGACCACUGCAUCUACAUCAAGCGAGACGACCAAGACAUGAUUCUCGUGGUGCUCUACGUCGAUGAUCUCAUCCUGGCCAGCAGCAACAACGAACUCCUCAAGUCAACCAAGAUGGCGCUGAGCAAACGCUUCGAAAUGACGGAUCUCGGUGAGCUCGAUUACUUUCUCGGCAUGGAGAUCAAGAACGACCGUAAGACGGGAAUGGUGACUGUACAACAAACCAAGUUUCUCAAGUCCGUGUUAACCAAGUUCGGAAUGGAUAACAGCAAGCCAGUGAAGACGCCUCAAGAUCCCGGCCUGAAGCUAACCAAGAACAUGUGUGAACAAGAAUGCAAGCACGAAGACACCAUGUGCAACGUGCCAUAUCGAAGUGCUGUCGGAGGCAUCAUGUAUCUCAUGGUCGCCACACGUCCGGAUCUAGCUGCUGCAGUGGGAUCAUUAUCCCAGUUCUCGUCCGACCCAUGCCCGACUCACUGGCAAGCUUUGAAGCGUGUGCUGAGAUACCUGCAAGCAACGCCCAAUCAUGGUCUUGAGUUUACACGUGAAGAAGGAAGCCGUAUCUGCGGGUACACCGACGCAGACUGGGCCGGUGACAUUGAGUCAAGACGAAGUACAAGCGGCUAUGUGUUCAUGAUGAGCGGAGGAUGCAUCAGCUGGAAAAGCCAGAAACAACGGACGGUCGCGCUAUCUUCAACAGAAGCAGAAUACAUGGCGCUUUCCGAAGCAACCAAAGAAGCAGUAUGGCUCAAAGUGCUUUUGGGGGAACUUGGUGAGAUGACAAGCGACGAAGCGAUCAAGAUGUAUGAAGACAACCAAGGAUCAAUCGCUCUCGCCAAGAACCCGGAGUUCCAUAAGAGAACAAAACACAUCGACAUACGCUACCAUUUUGUGCGUGAGAAGGUGGAAUCAGGUGAAGUCGUUUUGGAGUAUUGCCCGACUCAAGAUAUGCUGGCAGACAUGAUGACCAAGCCGAUCGCCGCUGUACAAUUUGAAAACAUUCGCGAUCGACUUGGGAUCCAAGGUGCCGCAGCUAACGAGUCGAGAGGGAGUGUUGAAAAGACAGCGGCUGUGAAGAAGACACCUCGUCAAGCUGCGUCAAGUGUUGAAGCAAGUGGAAGACCAAGCUUCGCUAUACCGGUGGGUACCGGUAUGUACCAGUAA
Messenger RNA from Peronospora matthiolae, 1398 nucleotides. Lineage: Eukaryota; Oomycota; Peronosporomycetes; Peronosporales; Peronosporaceae. The record is from the annotation of a GenBank genome assembly.